AUGCAGCUUCACGGGGAUUUGGUGCCGCUGUGGGACAUGGCGGCGCGCGUUGCUGUCAACGGGACCAUCCUCGUGGUGAUUUCUGACGCGGGCUACACUGACAUGCUGGAGAACUGGGUGCGCCACGUCAGCAAUGCGGGGCUAGGAGCGCACUUCAUUCUUUUCGCAGAGGAUGAGGAGACUCUUAGGUUCGGCCAGACCAGAUGGCCCCGGCAGACAAUCCGCCUGGCCCUUCCUGACCAAUCACUCUCCGCCACCUGGCAGGCCUCCUCCGAAGCACUCUUCCCACACUCCCCACACUCCGCCACACGCGCAGGCACUCUCUCCUUCCACCUCCUUGCCUCCCGCCGCAUUCUCUACCUGCUCCACCUCCUCUCCUUCGGAUUCAACCUCCUCUAUUCCGACACCGACGUUGCCAUUCUGCGCAACCCUCUCCCAGAAAUUACCGCCGAUCCCAAACAGACAUUUGACAUGGCAAUUACUCUCGAUGGUUACGAGUCGAAUUGGCAGAAGAAAGCGGUUCAGGUGGAGAGUUACGGCGUUGCGAAGCUAGCUGACCGAAAACUUUCCGUUUCGAGCUCGCUGCUUUUUCUCCGCCCGACGUCGGGAGCUAAGUGUUUGGUGGGGGACUGGGCGAACAGGCUGAUGAAGUUAGGGAGGGACGAAGGGACAGAGCAGGAGCACUUAAACGCGCUGAUUGUUGAAAUGGAUAAGUUCGGUCUUUUGCCGAGAAUCGCCGUGCUGCCCGCGCAGAAAUUUUUGUCCGGGCAGCUGCUGCUGGAGGAUGAUUGGGCGACGGUGGAGGCUUUGAAGGGGGAGCUGGUGACCGUGCAUGCGGGCGGGCUGAUGGGAAAAGACGCCAAGAGGUAUGCUCUGAACAAAAUAGGGGUUUGGAUUGCCGAGUCGGAUGCAGCAGCAGCGGCGGCAGCAGCGGCGGCAACGGGGGAAGGGAGUGGAGGGAAGGAAGCAGCAGCAGGAGGAGAAAGAGGGGAAGCAGCAGCAGCAGCAACAGCAGGAGGCGGGGAAAGGCUGAAUGAAGGGGAAGCAGGAGCAGGGACGAAGUCUGAGCCUGCUUCCUUUUCAAACGAGGACAGCAAGUGGCCUAGCACGACCGAAACCAGCACCCUCAGCAGCAGCAGCAGCAGCAGCAGUGUGGGUGCAGGGGACAAGGGGCCCUUCUGUGUGGGGCUGCUGUGUCCUGAGAUGCAUGUAUCGGAGGAGGAGGUGGUGCUGCUGUCCGUGCAGCCGUGGGUGCCGCGUCACGUUGAGAAGAUGGAUGCUCUUGUUCCCAUGGUGGCUUCAGCUGACCGCUUUGUGAUCGUCACUGCAGCCUGCAAAGGCCAAGUGCCGCUCUUCACCAACUGGUUCAACGCCAUGCACUCUGCUGCCAUGGCUGGCCAUGUAAUCGCCUCAGUUCCCCAGGAGGUGGAGGGUACGAGUGAAGGCCUGUUGAGGCAGCCAGAGGAGAGCGAGUCAGACCACAAGGCAGCCCUCACGUGCCUGCUGCUGCCCUUGCUGCUGAUGGAGCGAGUGUUGAAGCUCGGCUACAAUGUCAUCUACAGCCCUCCCCUCCUCCGUCCCUUCAUCCACGCAACCACCUCUUUGCCUCUUGCCCCUCCCACAUGCAGUGACAUUUCCUCUGUAUGGCUCCAAGACCCGCUCCCGUUCCUUCCUCCAGAGUUCAACGCAGCCCUCCCCUCCUCCGUCCCCUCAUCCACCCAACCACCGCCGCCCUCCAACAACAAAAUCGACAGCAAACUCAAACGCACCCUACCAAUUUCUCGCCCCGACUUGGGAUAUUUCUCUCCCUGGUUCGCCGCCCUUCGCCCAUCCCGGCCAAUUCUCCUGAUGCUGAAAGAAUGGGCUGUUCUCUCGUUGGAAGAUUACCGAGAAAGAACAGCCGUGGCGCAUAGAAACUCCCUCGUGCGCUCGCUGUCCGCGUCGGAGAGCUUAAAAGUGGGGCUGAAUGAGGCUAUAACGAGGAUGGUGGAGGAGGGCGAGCCGGGGUCAAAUGUUGGCGUGUUGUCGCGGUGGUUGUUUCCGCCUGUGUGGAAGGUGAUGGGGGAGAGGGAAUGGUUUGCGAGGCAUAGGGAGGAGGUAGUUGUUGUGCCCAAUGAUUGCGGGGAUGAUGUGAGCCAUAGGGAGAUGUGCUUCAGGGAUCUGAAGCUGUGGGUGUAG
Closterium sp. NIES-65 is the source of this 2178-nucleotide messenger RNA. The record is from the annotation of a GenBank genome assembly. NCBI's taxonomy places the organism in Eukaryota, Viridiplantae, Streptophyta, Zygnematophyceae, Desmidiales, Closteriaceae.